Molecule: messenger RNA, 1224 nt
Organism: Ailuropoda melanoleuca (giant panda)
Lineage: Eukaryota; Metazoa; Chordata; Mammalia; Carnivora; Ursidae
Gene: CRIP3
Product: cysteine rich protein 3
Exons: 6
Coding region: 94-900 (268 amino acids)
Biological process (GO): intrinsic apoptotic signaling pathway in response to DNA damage; regulation of gene expression
Molecular function (GO): zinc ion binding
Source: RefSeq, a predicted model, not a curated record
CGGAGCUAUGGGCGGAGCCAGCGAAGGGGGCGGGAACGGAGCCCCCGUCGGUGGUGCCUACUGUGUGUGGCGCCGGCUGCCCCGUGCGGAGCCAUGAGCUGGACCUGCCCCCGUUGCCAGCAACCCGUUUUCUUCGCGGAGAAGGUGAGCUCCCUGGGCAAGAACUGGCACCGCUUCUGCCUGAAAUGUGAGCGCUGCCACAGCGUCCUGUCUCCAGGAGGACAUGCAGAGCACAACGGGAGGCCGUAUUGCCACAAGCCAUGCUAUGGGGCUCUCUUCGGACCCAGGGGUAAGUACCAGCCUAGAAGAGGCCAGGGGACAGCAGGACCCUCUCUGUGGCUGGGAGCUGGAGGUUCAAGCCUGACGGCCUCUGUUUUCUCUGCAGGGGUGAACAUUGGUGGUGUGGGUUCCUACCUCUACAACCCUCCCACUCCCACCCCAGCCAGCACCACUCCCCUCAGCCCCAGCAGUUUCAGCCCCCCCAGGCCCAGGACUGGCCUCCCCCAGGGCAAGAAAAGCCCUCCCCGCCUGAAGACAUUCACUGGGGAGACUUCACUGUGCCCUGGCUGUAAGGAACCUGUCUAUUUUGCUGAGAAGGUGAUGUCUUUGGGCAGAAAUUGGCACCGACCCUGUCUGAGGUGCCAGCGCUGCCGGAAGACCCUGACUGCCGGGAGUCAUGCUGAGGUGAACAGUGCAGGGAUGGGUGCUUAUGUUGCGAGGAGGGAGGCUGGAGAUGGGAAGAGCGCCAAGCUGAGAUGGCUCUCUUUCUCUCUGUCUCAGCAUGACGGCGUCCCCUACUGCCACAUCCCCUGCUAUGGCUACCUGUUUGGCCCCAAAGGUGUGAACAUUGGCAAUGUGGGCUGCUACAUCUAUGACCCCAUGGAGAUAAAAUCUAAAUGAGAUGUUCACAGGAGAGGUCACUCUAAUUCGGGCCUCAUACCAUCCCCUCCAUGGUCCAGUGGGAGCUACAGAAUUCUCCAGUCCCACAGGGGGAAGAUGAUCUUCCAGUGGCCUGGGCCUAGCUGGGCUCUGUGGUAGACCAGGGAGUCUAGACUUCGCCCAUUCCUCCUUUUCCCAUUCCUAUCUGGGCAGGGGACAUAGGCCACCACAUUUUAAAGGGUAGCCUCCUGGCCUUCCCAGUCCCUUGCCCUAGCAAAUUUUAUAACUUCAAGAUAAUUAAAAAACGUGUUUAUUCUUGCUUCUCCAAUAAAAUGUUGGCUCCCA